AUGGACGCGAAUACUAAGCCAAUCGCACACCAGCAUAUCCUUCGACCCCAUCAUGUUGUCCUGCUGACCCUCUUUAUGCUCGUCUUUCGAGAGUACGACGUCAAGUUGCUGCCUCAGCCGUUCUUACUUCAUAUAUAUCGGCUGUUAAUGAACGAAGUAUCAGAGGUCGCUCAACCAAAGAAGUGGAAGCAGCUCCUCAAAGAAGUUAUCGUUGCCCCAAAAGCUCAGGAAGGAGAGGCAUCGAAGCUAAUACACUCAUUCAGGAAUGUUCACGUAGAACUCUACUCAACAGACAGACUCUCAACUUUUCUUCGAGGUAUCGCCAUAUUGUUCGAUGAGAGAAGUGAAGACGCUUCUCGCUCACUUUUUGGAUACUUCUGUCGACGGUGUCACAUCAGCUAUCUCAAGCUAUCGUGGGCUGGACUAGUUGCACUGCAUACCGAUUACGUCGCUUGGUGCACCAGUGAGCACCCUGGAAAAUACGCUCGUGUCCUUAAUGAUCCAUUAAACUCGGUGGAUCGGCUAUUGUUCAGGACAAGAGGCGACCAAGUGUCCUGGCCUCAGCCUGAUCCUUAUGAAGCAAUGGAAAAGGCGCAUGCAACAGGUGAUGAACUUGCUAUGGACGAGAACGCCAGGCGAUACUUUGAGCAACAGUUCACAGACGGGCCCGACUCUGGAUUACGACAGAAUGUGUUGCUGAGUCUCAUCCGCAUGCAUUAUCUUCGUCAUGAGUUUACGGCUGUUAGAACAAUCCUAUCUGAAGCCAUUUCUGUUUCUCGUAUUGCCGGUGACAAGAUCAUUUUGCAACAUUGUGCUACUAUGCUAAACAGAUUACCUCCCGAUGAAGAGGGCAAGAAAGUGCCAUUGAAUGAACUACAACCUGAUCUACAUCCAGCAGAAAUCCUGUUUGAUGUCAAGAAACUGCUCGACAUAAAUAAUGAACAACCUUUGACUGCAUCAUUCACAAAGAUUGUCGAAGCAAUAGGGCUAUAUGACUACUGGACUGAAAUACAUCCGGAGGAAGACUAUGAAGCUGGCCAAUGGGGCCAGCAUGCGGUGCAGAGCACUGUAUGGAGCGCCGCAGGGUGCGAACAGCUGGCCCAAGUUGAGGAGAAUAUUGUUAUUGCCUUCACGGAAUAUGGAGGCAGCAAUAACAACCGUCUCACGGCUAUUUUGAAUAAGGCUUACAGACAAGCCCGCCAAGGCAAAUAUACCCAAGCCCUUGUAUCGCUAUUAGAGCCUGAUGUUUGGCGUGGACUGACAAUUGAUGACUAUGCCUUUUGGGCUCAAGAAAUAUGGCAUAUCCUUGUUCUACGAGCUGUCCGCCGGAAACAAGAUCGAUUGUAUUCCAGUUUGCUGCUUCCUCGAAAGCCCCCUGGCGAUUACAAUUCUCGCCAUUAUAUUCUUGAUCAUACCCCGACACCAACAUUAAAAAUUUUUGAUGAUCUUCAUGAAGUCAUACGAAUGCGGGCCUGUGAACAGUCUCCAACAGCUGUCCACCACCUGUUGACUUCCCUCUGGCAUUCGGAAUUCCUGUUGCGGUUAAAUCUGUACCGGACGAGUAUCAUCAUGCUCGCUGACGUAGGACUUGAGCUAGGGUUGACAAAGCGAUCUCGACGUAUGUUGGAGAGAAUUAUGCCCCAGCUGAUCACCGGAAACGACAUGGAGCAACGGGCCUUAGCUUCUUUCACGCUGGCUCGUUGUAUUAUAGCCGCCGAGGGGGCUAAUGAACAAAGCCUCCGUGAAGCAAGCACGUAUCUCCAAGUGGCUGAAGCUGAUUUUAGUGCUUUAGAGAUGUACCGAGAAGCAUCAGAUGCCCAGUAUUUGUGCUCGGUUGUAUUCCACAAUCUGGGGGAUGAGCGAAUGCGGAAUGUCGCUGCUCGAAAUAACAGCGUGACAUCGGAAAGGGCAGCGUUGUUGGAGAAAGAGUCGUAUGAUGAAGAAGUGGCCCGAAUCCUGGACACGGUAGCAUUAGUGGGAGCCAGACUGGCGCUCCGUUAA
Messenger RNA from Desarmillaria tabescens, 2001 nucleotides. RefSeq lists its product as uncharacterized. The transcript has 17 exons. Gene Ontology annotation, cellular component: anaphase-promoting complex. The record is from RefSeq and is a predicted model, not a curated record. Gene Ontology annotation, biological process: protein K11-linked ubiquitination; anaphase-promoting complex-dependent catabolic process; positive regulation of mitotic metaphase/anaphase transition. Bases 1 to 2001 code for a protein of 666 amino acids. NCBI's taxonomy places the organism in Eukaryota, Fungi, Basidiomycota, Agaricomycetes, Agaricales, Physalacriaceae.